This is a messenger RNA of Symbiodinium necroappetens, 165 nucleotides long. NCBI's taxonomy places the organism in Eukaryota, Dinophyceae, Suessiales, Symbiodiniaceae. The record is from the annotation of a GenBank genome assembly.
GAGGCUAGACUGCGGCAGCUCCAGGAUGCCGCGGACGACAUUCCGCAGCUCCUAGCGCCGCAUCUCGGCAGCUGGCAGGCAGAGCCUCGCUUGGCCACCUAUUUCCUUAGCCGGCUGCACUCCGAUGCCGCGGGAAGCCUGAUCAGCGCCAUGCUUGUUGGGAAG